CAGCUUAUCUAUGUAUACUAUGUUCAUUGAAACACAUGCUUUUAUCCCUUUCUUCAUGCUGCAUUUUUGGGACUGGUUAUCUUUUUGCCACCUGUUUUAGGACUUCCUGUGGACUCUGUCAGACACGAUCGGCUGAGAAGCAGGCACGUCUGUGGGAAGAAGGAAGAGGAAGAACUCAUCUGGACGAGUUUAACAGGGAACGGCAAUGGCAACGCGUGAAGAUCUUUGGAAAACUCUGCAGAAGCUGAAAGUUCAAGAGUUCAAGGAGUUCAAGUGGUUCCUGAAGGAUAAUGUCCUCCCUGACUUCCCGGCCAUCCCUGCUGUCCGCCUGGAGAUGGCAGACAGGCAGGACACGGUGGACCUGAUGGAGCAGCAGUAUGGCAGCCAUGGAGCUCUGAAGAUCACCAUCACGGUUCUACAGAAGAUCCAAAGGAACGAUCUGGUGCAGAGUCUGUUGGACAUCAGUUCAAGGCCCAAAGACCUGCGGAGCCGAGACCCUGCACCUCGCAGUAGUCCUCAUGGAAGAAAGAAGGCCAAGCUGGUGGAGGCCAAGGCUCAAAUGGAUCUGAUGAUCCAGGAAAGACGGAUGAAGAUCUUGGAAAUCAAUCGCUCAGCAGAGUCCAACAGUAAAUCAGCAGAGAGACACAUCGCAGACAGUCGGCAGGUCUUCGCUGUUUUGCAGCAGGCUGUCGACAGAAGUCUGGCUAGUCUCAUCAAGGCCAUCGAAGAAAAGCGGGAAACGAUGCGGAAAGCUGCCCAAGGAAUCAUCCAAGAGCUUGAACGGGAAAUCUCUGAGCUGACGAAGAGAAGCGCUGAGGUGGAGCGGCUCUCGGACACAGAAGACCACCCCGACUUCCUGCAAAACUUCUCCUCUCUGAAUAUUCCUCCAGCCACAAAGAGCUGGACAGAAGUCAGUGUCCCUCUGCCCUCAUAUGGGGGAAGUGUGGGUGCAGCUGUGAAUCAGCUGGAGGAAUUAUUCAAGAAAGAGAAGGAGAAGUUGAUAGCUAAGGCCAAGCUCAGAAGAGUCCAGCAGUUUGCAAAGGAUGUGACUCUCGAUCCCGACACUGCAAAUCGCUAUUUAAUUUUGUCUGAUGAUGGGAAAAAAGUCUACUGCGGUGACGUAGAAGGAAACCUUCCAGACAACCCAGAGAGAUUCAACCCUGCUAUAAAUGUCUUAGCAAAGCAGAGUUUCUCUUCAGGGAGAUUUUACUACGAGGUUGAAGUCAAAGGGAAAACUUCCUGGGAUUUAGGUGUCGUCAAAGAGUCGAUCGUCAGAAAAGGACGGAUAAAACCGAGCCCAGAGACCGGGUACUGGACACUAUGUGUGAGGACUACAGACAAAAACAAAACUGUCUCUAAUCAUGUGAAAAGUCAGUCGGAGAAGGUGGGCGUGUUUGUGGAUUAUGAGGAGGGUUCAGUCUCUUUUUUUGAUGUGGAUUCUGCACACCUUCUUCACAGCUUUACUAACUGUUCCUUCACUGAGAAACUCUACCCGUUCUUCAGCCCGGGUCUUCGUUAUGAUGGUAAAAACUCGAAACCUUUGACCAUCUCUGCUGUCAAUUACACUGACUAGAUUUAAUCAGUCAUCCAUUCAAAGUUGAUUCUGUAAAUUAAGGAAAAUCACAAAUUAAAAUCAUCAACAAUGGAGGAGAAGAGGGACAUAGCCAGAAACAGUACGAACAUGUAUGGGGUUUGGUUGUAGUACCUCAUUGUGCCACUAGAUGACACCAUUUACUUUUUGAUUAUAGAGUUGUGUGCUGCCUUUCUCUGCAUCCUGCAUGAUCAAUAUGAUGAGCACUUUACAAUAAAGU
This is a messenger RNA of Centropristis striata (black sea bass), 1811 nucleotides long. Its product is annotated as E3 ubiquitin-protein ligase TRIM39-like. Bases 206 to 1573 code for a protein of 455 amino acids. Lineage: Eukaryota; Metazoa; Chordata; Actinopteri; Perciformes; Serranidae. The transcript is spliced from 4 exons. Gene Ontology annotation, molecular function: protein binding. The record is from RefSeq and is a predicted model, not a curated record.